CAUAUAUUUAUUAAACAUCCAUAGCUCUAGAAAAGACAUUUUAUAUUUAUCAUACAAAUAUCUUCCGUUGGCGUGAUUCGAACCCGCGACCCCCUUGUAUAGUGACCAUGUCACUUACCACUACACCAGACGGCCGUUAUACUACAAUGGUGACAUACACCUCAUGCCCCGAGGUGGUCGGCGGCAUUUUUGGCAGAAAUCAGGCUGGCCAUAAAAUUAUUUACCGGACAACACGAAAAAGAAAUUUAUUUCUGGUACACCUGUAUUCGUUUCCAAUUUUACGAUAUUACAAGACUUGCUAGGUAGUUCUCGACGAACUCCAUGCGCCGUGUAUUCGGGUAACAAACACACAUUUUGAAUUGAUUUCAUAUAAAAAAAAUCCGUAACGCACAAAAAAUAUAUAAUGAAUAUUCAAAAAGUUAACAUCCGACCCGUGAACAGACUCAGUCUCUAUUAUCAUAAUAUAAUUCAGUAAAUUACAUUUUAAAUCAUUGUUUUAAAAUCACUGACAUCGCAAACAUGUUUGUGUUAGCCUUACUCUGUGUCGUCUUUAAUUUCGUAUUAUAUUCAUUCGCGUAUUUAUUAUUGUUCCUUAUUCUUGCUAUAAUCGGAUAUCGACUAUUUAUCGAACCAAUCAAGGGUGUUUGCAAAUCGAAAGCCAAACUAAACGGAAAGAUCGCUUUGGUUACCGGCGGGAAUUCUGGCAUAGGACUGGAAACAGCCCGAGAUUUAGCUGCAAGAGGAGCUACUGUGAUAAUAGCUUCUAGAAAUGAAGAUAAAGCUUUAGAAGCUAUCGAAGAUAUUGUAAAUACAACGGGCAACGAUAAUAUCAAGUACAUGAAUUUGGAUCUCGCUAAAUUUAAGAACAUUCGGAAGUUCGCUGAAAAUUUCAAUAAAACAUACAAACGUUUGGAUAUUUUAGUGAACAAUGCCGGUUGCGCUGGUCUGAAAAGGAAAUUAAGCGAAGACGGAAUAGAUUUAGUGAUGCAGAUUAACUAUUUCGGUCCUUAUCUCUUGACAAAUCUGCUACUAGACAAAUUGAUCAAAUCGAAACCUAGCAGAAUCGUGAACGUAUCCUCGUAUGCACACAACUUCGGUGAGCUUAACAUAGAUAAUGUGCAUUGCCCUGUAACAGAUAGCUACUUGAAGAGGUACGCCAAUAGUAAACUGUGCCAGGUUCUCUGGACGAGAGCCCUGGCGAAGCGACUCCCUGUUGGAAUUACGGCGAACGCUUUACACCCUGGUGUUGUGAACACCGAUAUCUUCAAAAGAUUGAAAAUAUGGCAGCAAAAAAUAGUAUCAGCUAUAAUAUCAGUGGUAUUCAAGGAUGCUAUAGAAGGAGCUCAAACAACGCUGCACCUUUGCGUCGCUGAAGAAUUAGAGGGAGUAACUGGGAAAUAUUUCGUGGACUGCAAGCAAGCGAAUAUGGCGGCAAUAGCAAAUGACGAUAAAAUUGCGGAAGAAUUGUGGAACAAGAGUGUUUUAUUGACAGAAUGCGUCGUAGAAUGAUAGAAAUAGACAAAGAGAGGCAGAAAAUUAUUUUCAUUAACAUUCAUUAAUAUAGAAUUCAUAAUGUUUUCUGUAGUUUUAAAAAUCAAUGCUGCAAAGGAAAUUACAUUUUUGACAUUUCAUUUGUUUUUUUACCUUUUUUAUUGCGCUUCAUUUGGCAGUAUGUCAUAAAUAUUUUAAACUAGUUGUGCCCGCAACAUAGUUUUUCGAUUUGACAGCUAUGACGUCACAAUAUGGCGCAGGUCCAUGCACUUUCUUCAUUGAAACGCAUUAUACAUUGUAUACAUUCUUAAGCAUGUAUUAAAAAGCGGUCAUUUUAAUAUUACAAACAGACAUUUCUAUUUUAUUUAUUUGUAUAGAUAGAUGUAUUAGCAGUAUGAUGGAAAUAUUGGUAAAAAGUUGUCUUAAAAAAAUGUACUUAAUGAAAAAAAUGUAAUAAAAAACAAG
Bombyx mori (domestic silkworm) is the source of this 1956-nucleotide messenger RNA. RefSeq names its product retinol dehydrogenase 12. Bases 520 to 1509 code for a protein of 329 amino acids. The transcript has a single exon. The record is from RefSeq and is a predicted model, not a curated record. Lineage: Eukaryota; Metazoa; Arthropoda; Insecta; Lepidoptera; Bombycidae.